Molecule: messenger RNA, 1186 nt
Organism: Salvia miltiorrhiza (redroot sage)
Lineage: Eukaryota; Viridiplantae; Streptophyta; Magnoliopsida; Lamiales; Lamiaceae
Product: bax inhibitor 1-like
Exons: 5
Coding region: 111-875 (254 amino acids)
Cellular component (GO): membrane
Source: RefSeq, a predicted model, not a curated record
CCACGAAGUUACCUGCCCCGCCCCGUUCUAUAUAUAUACCAACGUAAACUGUCAAAUUUUUUUCAUCAGAACAGACCCACGACUCUCUCGAGAAAAAGUAAGGUAAAUCAAUGGAUUCGUUUUCUUCUUUCUUCGAUUCGCAAUCUUCCUCUCGAAACCGAUGGAGUUAUGAUUCACUCAAGAAUUUCCGGCAGAUUUCUCCCGUUGUUCAAACACAUCUUAAACAGGUGUAUCUUUCUCUAUGUUGCGCAUUGUUGGCAUCGGCAGUUGGGGUUUAUCUUCACAUUCUUUGGAACGUGGGCGGUACACUGACCUCUCUCGGAUGCAUGGGCUGCAUCUUUUGGUUGCUAGCUACUCCUUUUCACCAAGAGCAAAAGAAAGUCUCCCUUCUCAUGGCUGCAGCGCUCCUUGAAGGAGCCUCGAUAGGUCCUUUGGUUCAACUGGCCAUUGAAUUUGACCCAAGCAUUGUGGUUAGUGCUUUCAUUGGUUGUUCUCUGGCGUUUGGUUGUUUUUCUGGAGCUGCAAUGCUUGCUAGGCGUAGAGAGUACUUGUACCUUGGUGGUCUUCUUUCCUCUGGUCUCUCCAUCCUACUUUGGUUGCACUUUGCAUCCUCAAUUUUUGGUGGUUCCAUGGCUCUAUUCAAAUUUGAGUUGUAUUUUGGACUCUUGGUGUUUGUGGGCUACAUAGUAGUUGAUACCCAGGAUAUUAUUGAGAAAGCACACUUGGGAGACCUGGACUACGUGAAUCAUGCUCUUACCUUGUUUACUGAUUUUGUUGCUGUGUUUGUACGAGUUCUAAUUAUCAUGGUAGGUGUCAUUUAUGAUGUUAUUAGUGUAUCUAUUUUUAUCUUGUUAUUUUUCAUUUGCUUACCGUGAAGUUGGAUGAUUUGUUGCAGCUGAAGAACGCAUCUGAGAAGGAAGGAAAGAAGAAGAAGAAGAGGAACUGAGUUACCCCAGCUUGAAAUUACAGAGGAGCUGAACCAAGUUCGUCUUGGAAAAUAAUUCUGUGUAUAAAAACAUUGUGUUUGCUUUUUUGUUUGGUAAUGGUAGGAUAUGAAUUAGUACCGUUGUCGACUACAUUGGUGAUGGAGCAUGUUUGCAUUUGAAGCCCGAUGGCUCUCAUCUUUUUCACUACUUGCGUUAUUUGAAUCUAGCAAAAGCUGGUUCCAACUGGUUUCUUAGCUUCA